AUGUCAUCAAAUUACAACUACGAUUUUAACCUUUCACAUCUGCUGAACCCGGAGAACGUACCUGAAAUGUCCACAGAGGACAUAAAUUCACAACUUGACUUUUGGAUUAAUGCCGAAUUCCAAUAUGACUUUCAGGUCAGCCCAACCAUCGAUACAAAACUUGAAGAUCAAGAUAGUUCAGUCACUCAACCGAUGAUAAUUCACGAUCUCUCACUCAAUGAUCAAACGCAACAAUCUUUAUAUCCGCUUUUCACUUUUCCAAGUACCAAUUUCACUUCUAUAUUCCCGACUGCUCCUAUAGUUCCAGUUUCUAUACCAACCGUUGUAAAUAAUCCAAUCAUUUUACCAAAGGAUGCUUCAUCUGAAAAUACCUCGAGCGUAAUUACAUCAGAGAUCAUACCUGAUCCUAAAGUCACAGAAACAGUUAUUACUAAAAAUGUUGCCGUUGCUGAUGUUUCAACUGCCGAUACAUCUACAUCCACCAACACUAAUUCAACCACUUCUACAAAUGUUACCGCUUUGUCAGGUUUGACUCUCAAUCGUAAAAAUUCAUCGAUGAAAUCAUCGAACAUAGAAAUCUCACAAGAUGAAUCCGUUAAAACAAAAGAUGAUGAAGAAAAGGUUGACCAUGAACUUUCCGCAAAAUUGGCUGCUGAGGAAGAUAAAAGGAGGAGAAAUACUGCCGCAUCUGCUAGAUUUCGUGUAAAGAAAAAGAUGCGAGAGCAAGCUCUUGAAAGAACCGCAAGGGAAAUGACGGCUAAAGCCGAAACGCUUGAAGGUCGUGUAAGAGAACUUGAAAUGGAAAUCAAAUGGUUGAGAAGUUUAAUUGUAGAAAAAGAUGCCAGACUUUUAGAUUGA
Molecule: messenger RNA, 858 nt
Organism: Funneliformis geosporum
Lineage: Eukaryota; Fungi; Glomeromycota; Glomeromycetes; Glomerales; Glomeraceae
Source: the annotation of a GenBank genome assembly